CCGCCUUCUCUGGCCGCCAGCUGCGUUAUCAGGCCCUGUCCUUGAUUCUUCUCACUCCUCCUCUUCUCGUCUCCCCUUUAAUUUCUCGCUUCCACGCGGCUUGCGCUUCUGCCUCUGAUACUGCUGCAGGACAUCACGCUUUGUGUCAAGCAUCAAUCUAUUGCGUUCCCUCUCAUCUGUCCAUCUUCACCGUCUUGACCUUUUCGGCCAAACCCCCACCAUGGAUGACAAGAAGUUCCUCGAGGCAUCGGCCAAACACCCCAUCGUCGAGAACCACGUCUACAAAUAUGGCACUGCCGGCUUUCGCAUGAAGGCCGACCUUCUGCCCGGCGUCUCGUUCCGUGUCGGCCUCAUUGCUGGCCUGCGAAGCCGCAAGCUCAACGGCCAGGCAAUUGGUGUUAUGAUCACCGCCAGCCACAACCCUGCCGCCGACAAUGGCGUCAAGAUCGUCGACCCAAUGGGCGAGAUGCUCGAACAGGACUGGGAGUCUCACGCAACGCUCCUGGUUAAUGCUCCCACGCACGAGGAGCUCCUCGAGACCUACAAGAACCUGGCCUCGCAGCUCAAGAUCGACCUGAGCUCCCCCGGCCGCGUCGUCUACGGUCGUGAUACCCGCCCCUCUGGCCACAGCCUCGCUACUGCCUUGGCUGACGCCUUGGAGGCCACCAACACCGAGUACACCGACUUCAAGAUCCUCACCACGCCCCAGCUCCACUACUUGACUCGUUGCGUCAACACCGAGGGCACCCCCAAGGCAUAUGGCGAGGUCAGCGAGGCCGGUUACUACAACAAGCUGUCAGAGGCCUUUGUCCGCGCACUGCGGGGCAGACAGAUCCAGGGCCAGCUGGUGGUCGACUGUGCCAACGGCGUGGGAGGCCCCAAGCUCACCGAGCUCCUCAAGGUCAUUCCCAAGGACAAGACUGGAUUCAACGUCAAGGUCGCCAACGACGAUGUGCUGCGCCCCGAGGUCCUCAACCUUGAUUGUGGUGCCGACUUUGUCAAGACGAAGCAGCGAGCUCCCCCGAAUGUCAAGCCCGCCGCCGAUACCCGAUUCUGCUCACUCGAUGGCGACGCAGACCGUCUGAUUUACUACAUGGCCGACCCCGAGGCCGGCUUCUUUAUGCUUGACGGAGAUCGCAUCUCGUCUCUGAACGCCUCCUUCAUCGGCGAUCUUGUCCGCUCUGCUGGUCUGGAGGAGGAUAUCCGAAUUGGAGUCGUCCAGACCGCCUACGCGAACGGCGCAAGCACUACAUACAUCGAAAAGAACCUGCAGCUCCCUGUUGUCUUCACCCCCACUGGUGUCAAGCACCUGCACCAUGCUGCCUGCCAGUUCGACAUCGGUGUCUAUUUCGAGGCUAAUGGUCAUGGAACCGUUGUUUUCUCUCAGGAGGCUCUUCGCGUUUUCCGAGAGAAGCAGCCCCAGUCACCGGCUCAGAAGGAUGCUCUUGAGACACUGGCUGCUGUCGGCGAUCUCAUCAACCAGACGGUUGGCGAUGCCAUCUCAGACAUGCUCAUGGUAGAGGUCAUUCUUGCCCACAAGGGAUGGUCCCUUCAGGACUGGGCCACUACAUACACCGACCUGCCCAACCGCCUUGUCCGUGUCGAGGUCGCCAACAAGGACAUCUUCGAGGCCACCGACGCUGAGCGACGCCUUAGCCACCCUCCUGGUGCCCAGGACGAGAUCGACCAGUGCGUUAGGAAAUAUACUACGGCUCGCUCCUUUGCUCGCGCCAGCGGCACUGAAAACGCCUGCCGUGUGUAUGCUGAGGCUGCCACUCGCCACGAGGCCGAUGAGCUGGCCAACAAGGUGGCCAACAUCAUCAAGCAGUUCGGCUCAUAGUUACCAUAUGAGAACCCAAUAUAUACAUGGGAGAGAAAGACAGUAAAAAGAAAGAAAGAAAGAAAGAAAGAAAGAAAGAAAAAAAAAAAUCAAUAUACCAAAUUUUAUGAAAGGCCAAAAGGAAGAAGCCGUAUCAUGUUUUUUUUUUUUUUUCAAAAAGCUAUUAUGAUGACUGGCAAACUACACAGGGAAAAAACAGUUGACGAAUUUGAAUGAUCGUUACGAAUUACUGGGACGGCACUGCUGGAAUAAAGAAUUUGCAAGAUUUUACAAAAUAAAAGGCGAUUGAUAGAAUUCGCGCAACUCUGACAUAGAUGUCCAUAUACCUAGGUAGUUACCAGUAUUAGGGAGAAUGCCUACUAGUAAAUUAGCAACGGCUGAGAAGAAAUUCAAAAAAAAAUAUACAUCCAAAAAGAGUAAGAGCUACUUAGUCCGCCA
Messenger RNA from Trichoderma asperellum CBS 433.97, 2278 nucleotides. RefSeq lists its product as uncharacterized. Gene Ontology annotation, molecular function: phosphoacetylglucosamine mutase activity; magnesium ion binding. Lineage: Eukaryota; Fungi; Ascomycota; Sordariomycetes; Hypocreales; Hypocreaceae. The record is from RefSeq and is a predicted model, not a curated record. Gene Ontology annotation, biological process: UDP-N-acetylglucosamine biosynthetic process; carbohydrate metabolic process.